Cercopithifilaria johnstoni is the source of this 291-nucleotide messenger RNA. The record is from the annotation of a GenBank genome assembly. NCBI's taxonomy places the organism in Eukaryota, Metazoa, Nematoda, Chromadorea, Rhabditida, Onchocercidae.
AUGAAUUCACAGCAAAAAGGAAAACUUAUGCGCAAUGAUUUAUUAUGGAUUGCUAAUGGAAAUUCAAUGUUACGUGCUUCUCUCAUAUUACUUACUGUUGUGAUGAUUUUUUUCACUGUUAUGAAAAUUUGCAAAUUAUUUUAUCAAAUACGAAAUCAUCAACGUGAGCAACAGACAAGCGAAUCUGAUAAUGAAACUCCUCAAGUAUUGGUUAAAUCAGAGCGUUCAUCAUCUGGUAAUAAAAAAAGGUAUAAAGAGAAGCAGAAAUUAGAACGAACUUCUCAUACAUGA